CUAAGAUUUUGUUACCAAUGGAAAUUGAUAGGCAAGCACACUAUCAAAAAGAAAAAGUAUAACAUGCAUUGUUUUCAUUCAAAGUUUCAAAACUAGAAUUAAUGAAAUUUGUGUCAAUAGAGUAUAAUAUCACACUCCACCAUACAUUUUGUGAAUUCAAGCAAAAUAAUGAAAUAGAAAUUGAAUUUUUUCCCAUCCAAACUUUUUGUUUAGCCUUUCGAUUUCGAAGCUGCAUCAAUGGCAGACGCAUUCUUCUCCUUCUUCGUCCUCCUUCCUCUCAUCCUCCUCCCAAUCCUCUACUUCAUAGUCCGCCCCCGUCCAGUCAAGAUCCCAAUCGUCAACCGUCACGUCUUCAUCACUGGCGGAUCCAGCGGGAUCGGUCUCGCCCUCGCCCACCGUGCAGCCGCGGACGGCGCUCGCGUCUCCAUCAUGGCGCGAUCCUUGACGAAGCUGGAGGAAGCUAAGAGCUCCAUCAAUCACGCUACGGGAAUCGAGGUGGCGGUGUUUGCGGCGGAUGUGCGGGACUAUGAUGCGGUGAAGAAGGCUGUUGAUGAAGCGGGGCCUAUUGAUGUGUUGUUGUUGAACCAUGGAGUGUUCUCUGCACUGGAGCUGGAGAAAAUGGAGUUGAGUGAGGUGAAGUCUACGUUGGAUAUUAAUUUGAUGGGUUGUUUCAAUAUGAUUAAAGCUGCUCUGCCCGCUAUGAAGAAUAGGAAGAAUGUUUUACCUGCUUCCAUUGCUAUUGUUUCCUCGCAGGCUGGUCAGGUGGGAAUUUAUGGUUAUGUAGCAUACUCGGCCAGUAAAUUUGGUCUUCGUGGUUUAGCAGAAGCAUUACAACAAGAGGUUAUUGGAGAUAAUAUUCAUGUCUCUCUGAUAUUCCCUCCAGACACGGAUACUCCUGGACUUGUAGAAGAAAAUAAGAAAAAACCAGAGCUCACCAAAAUCAUUGCAUCCUCUUCUGGUUUUAUGAAAGCCGACGAAGUUGCUCAGAAAGCUUUUGAUGGCAUAAGACAUGGCAGUUUUUUCAUUUCUUGCAAUAUGGAGGGUAUCGCCUUAUCCCUAGCAACUUCAGGUUUAUCCCCUCAGAGGUCAUUCUUAAUGGCAUUUGUUGAGGUUAUUACUGCUGGAAUACUACGUAUUGCAGCACUGUGUUUCCAGUGGAACUGGUACGGAAGUAUAGAGAAGUGGCACAAACAAAGGAAUUGUUCACCUGAAACCGAAAGCAGCUGAUGUACUCUGAUCUCUAUGCUCUGUUUUAGGAGAGUUUAAUGCAAAACAAAUAAUAGGAUGCGGGUUUCGUCCACUCUGCUCUAAUACGGAAUUAAUUGGCAAAUCUUAAAUGACUUUUGACAACCUUUAGUUAUUCAACCUUGUGGCUUGUGAUUUUCAUCUCCUGGUAUUUGAUAGAAAGUAUGCGGUCUAUCUCGCUGACUAUGUUUUCAUUUCUCACAGUUUUGUAUGUAAAUGAAAUGAUUUGCAAUUUAGAAUCCUAAUUUUUGAACCA
Molecule: messenger RNA, 1501 nt
Organism: Lathyrus oleraceus (garden pea)
Lineage: Eukaryota; Viridiplantae; Streptophyta; Magnoliopsida; Fabales; Fabaceae
Product: 3-dehydrosphinganine reductase TSC10A
Exons: 4
Coding region: 238-1227 (329 amino acids)
Biological process (GO): sphingolipid biosynthetic process
Cellular component (GO): endoplasmic reticulum membrane
Molecular function (GO): 3-dehydrosphinganine reductase activity
Source: RefSeq, a predicted model, not a curated record